Capsella rubella is the source of this 819-nucleotide messenger RNA. RefSeq names its product 3-oxoacyl-[acyl-carrier-protein] reductase FabG. Lineage: Eukaryota; Viridiplantae; Streptophyta; Magnoliopsida; Brassicales; Brassicaceae. Gene Ontology annotation, molecular function: oxidoreductase activity. The record is from RefSeq and is a predicted model, not a curated record.
AUGCCCAGAAAUUUGACUUUUGUUAUCUUUUUCUUUAAUCAGCAGGUGUCAAAGCAACUGGAGCCAUGGUGUGAACUUAAAGACAAAGUGGUUCUUGUGACAGGUGCUUCCUCUGCUAUAGGAAAAGAGCUAUUUGAUCUAGGUAAAGCUGGCUGUAAGAUUGUUGCAGCAGUUCGUCGUGUGGAUCGUCUCAAAUCACUCUGCUCUGAAAUCAACAGUUUCAAUCCACGCGGAAUCCAAGCUGCAGCUCUUGAGCUAGACGUUUCAUCAGACGCAGCCACCAUUCAAAAAGCUGUGAAGGAAGCUUGGGAGAUCUUCGGAAAGAUCGAUGCGUUGAUCAACAACGCCGGGUUUAGAGGCAAUGUCAGGUCGAGUUUGGAUUUGUCAGAAGACGAGUGGGACAAAGUCUUCAAGACCAACUUAACCGGGACUUGGUUAGUCUCCAAAUACAUAUGCGUUUUAAUGCGUGACGCUAAACAUGGUGGUUCGGUUAUAAACAUAUCAUCAGUCUCUGGACUACACCGCGGUCUUGUGCCUGGUGGAAUCGCGUAUGCAUGUUCUAAAGGUGGUGUUGACACCAUGACAAGGAUGAUGGCUCUUGAGUUAGGUGUUUACAAGAUCAGAGUGAACUCCAUUGCACCGGGGCUUUUGAAGUCAGAGAUCACACAUGGUCUUAUGGAGAAAGAGUGGCUCAAGACCGUUACCGAACGGACUGUCCCCUUAUAGGUACAGCAGACCAUGGAUCCGGGGCUUACUUCUCUCGUUCGCUAUCUCAUUCACGACCCAAAAUAUAAUGUGUUUUAUAGCAAUAAUAAGUGA